GAAUUUAAAUUCUCAAGAAAAUUUAUACAGACAAAAUAGCACUAAAUUCAAAUUUAGACGAUCCAAACAGCCAAAUGGCUCCCUUGUGGGCAGUGCUACAAUACAACCCCCACCUCUUUUCUUUUUCACCCCACCCAGUCUGGGGGCCAGUUCACGAGAUCCAGACUGCUCAAUACUUGGACCAUGCAGGUAAUAAAGCGUUAUACUUGGACCAGGUAAUAAAGCGUUCUGAUUGGCUGAUUUUAGCUAAUUGCAAUAACAUUCGAUUGCUUCUUUAUCAUCAUUCAGGAUUUUGUCUGCUGCUCAAGGCACUGGUGAUAGCUAAAGCAAUGGGACAAUGCAAUACUCCAGGAGCAAACGAAAUUGUUCGCCUGACUGAAAAAACGGGAACGCUCGAUCACGUCUUGAAUUCUUCAGUGCCUUCAGACGACGUGAAGUGUAUAACAUGGAUCAUAACCGUACCAGAGGGACAUGUCGUAAAGUUACGAAUCAUAGCGUUUUGGUAUUUGGAUCGUGCUUGCAAAAAUUCUACUCUUCAAAUCCGCGAUGGCCCGAAUUCUACUAGUGAGGCUUUUGAAUCUUUGUGUGGACUGGGGAAAGACGAAUUGGUAACUCUCUUUUCCAGCGAUCGUCACCUCUGGGUUCAGCUACAGUAUUCAAAUGACCACAAGGCAGAGAUAUAUGCUGUGUUUGAGGCUGUUAAGCAAUCUGUGGUGGGGUUAUGCAGAGGCCCACAAAACCAAGUCAUCUCUCUGACAAGCGAGACAGGAAGAAUUUUCUCGCCGUUGUUCCCGAGUGACUUUCCCGCUGGCAUAAAGUGCACAUGGGUGAUCACAGUACCUGAAGGACACUACGUGAAGCUUAGAAUGAAGUCCCUUAAGUUGGAUCGUUCUUGUUCUUAUUCAUUUCUGUAUAUUUGGGAUGGGUGGAAUUCAACGAGUGAUUUGCUCAACAAAUUCUGCGGCGAGGAGUUCGAGCCCUCGGUGUUUUCCAGCGGUCGCUAUCUCCGUGUUCAUCUCGACUCUAGCAGGAUGUCAGGGUCCAGUUAUCACGCACCUGGUUUCGAUGCUGUUUAUGAAGCAGUGAACCGACGUAAGAGACAAAUAAUCUAAUCUAGAAAUUGGGUGUUUUUGAAAAGUUAAGAUAUUUAUUCGCCAUGGAAAACAAUCUUCCUGCAACAUGUAAAACUAUAUAAUUGCAGUGAUUUUUAAAAUCAUAACAAUCAUAGUUGAAAUUUUAGUUUCGCUAUUUACGGUGUGGUCUGAAACCGGACCAGCCAAACCAUGAGCCCGUUUCUACUGACAGAGGACAACAGAGAAACCUGUUGGCAAAGGAUGUUUGAAUGAUCUCUUAUCUGGACCGAGCUAAAGCACCUGGGAGCUUCGAGAGGUCUUUGGACUCGUAUUCUCCUUUUUUUGUUACUUUGUUUGUUUGCAUUUGAAUCAAUGCAUUAUUUAAAAUCUCUGACAUGAGCAAG
This is a messenger RNA of Orbicella faveolata, 1477 nucleotides long. RefSeq names its product tolloid-like protein 2. The record is from RefSeq and is a predicted model, not a curated record. NCBI's taxonomy places the organism in Eukaryota, Metazoa, Cnidaria, Anthozoa, Scleractinia, Merulinidae.